Messenger RNA from Amoebophrya sp. A25, 1772 nucleotides. The record is from the annotation of a GenBank genome assembly. NCBI's taxonomy places the organism in Eukaryota, Dinophyceae, Syndiniales, Amoebophryaceae.
UGAAGUCCUGUCGUGUUUUUCAAAAUGACAGACGUAAGUGUGUUGAGUUGCAAGUUUACCCUCUCGAGAGAGUGGAGUUUUGUUUUGAUUCUUGAUGAAAAAUUCUAGUGGAGUUCUUGCGAAAGAGUCGUCAUCGUAGGGUAUCUUCUCCAGUGAACCGAGAGUACUUGCCGUCGUACCUGGGGUUAUUUCAUCUGUAGAAGAUGUCGUCUCCUGUCGCUAGCACCACCAGACCUCUGGUUGCGGUCGCGCAGAUGCGUACUACCAAUGAGCACGCUCGCAAUUUCGAGACCGUGUCUGCGCUCGCACGGGCUGCAAAGCAGCGCGGCGCCAGCAUGUUGCUGUUACCCGAGGCCUUCGCUUUUCUAGGAAACCACUUCACAGAAACGGUGGCGCAAGCAGAACCGAUUCCACCGAUUUCUCGUACUUUCGCCACUGGCGUUUCGCAACAUCCGCCAUUCAGCGCAGAGCAGCAAAAUUCUUCAUGGAUUUCGAAAUAUCUCCGUUUGGCUAGAGAACAUGGUAUGUGGCUGAGCCUAGGUGGCUAUCAUGAGAGGCCAGCCGCAGCCAGUGACAUAAAAACCGGUGCUGGGAGCGUUGGUUUUGACAAAUUGAAGAACAGCAUGGAUGAAGAACCUUCUGCAGCCGCACCUCCAGACCAGACCUCCGCUACAACGAAGCAGACGCGUGCAAGCGAGGAAGCAAAGACGACAUCUGUAGAGCAGAACGCGUCUACUAGAGAUCAAGUUGAAGAACGACCACAAGUGGAAAAAGUGUACAACACGCAUUUGAUUGUGGACGAUAGUGGCGCUAUACGUGCGCUUUAUCGAAAAAUCCAUCUCUUCGACGUAGCGAUUCCAAAUGGUCCAGUGCUCCUUGAGUCCAGAUAUACCAUACCUGGAUGCUUUAGUUAAGAUGUGGAAGUCGUUUUGGUUCAGUUGUGUUUGUGAUGCUUUUACUUUCCUAGUCGUGUAGUUUGCUUGUUUCUUAAUCUUACUCUCUUCAGACGCAACCAACCUAGAAGUCCUUUUUCUGCCUGCUGAGGGUUUUUAGUGCUGGUUUAUUCUGUUUCUUCAUGCAUAACCUCGUAGAAUGCCUGUCUUCAUAUCCUUUCCGACAACGUAAUUGUGGUUCCUGACACGCCAAUCGGUAAUAUUGGGUUGACGACCUGCUACGACUUGCGCUUUCCCGAGUUGUACACCACGUUGCGAGAGCGUGGCGCAGAGGUCCUGCUUGUGCCCAGCGCGUUUACGGUUCCAACUGGACGAGCGCACUGGCACUUGCUUCUGCAGGCGCGCGCGGUCGAGACGCAAUGCUUUGUGCUGGCAGCGGCUCAGUGUGGCCGUCACAACGAGAAGCGAGAGUCGUUUGGCCAUGCACUAGCAGUGGGACCCUGGGGUGACGUGCUCGCUGAUGCGGGAUCUGAUGUAGAUGUUAAACUUAAAAAUACAGGAGCAGGUGAAGGCAUCAGUUCAUCUAAGGGUUUUGAACGUGAAGGCGACGUCAAUUCAUCUAGAGCACGUGUUGGCACUGUGAUAGAUGUCACUGAAGAUAGCUGCUUCUGUCUCGCGGAACUAGAUCGAGGUGAAAUGACGAAAAUACGCGAAAAAAUGCCCAUCAUGCAACAUCGAGAAGCAGCUGGUUUCUUCCCAAGGCUCUGAGGCUACAACAUGGAACGCAGACUUCGAACUUUCACAUCUUUAAAGACGUGGACAGACACGGCGUAUGGAACCGAAAAGUCUUUUCACUUUCAGAAUCAGUAAAAUUUAUUC